Molecule: messenger RNA, 5092 nt
Organism: Toxotes jaculatrix (banded archerfish)
Lineage: Eukaryota; Metazoa; Chordata; Actinopteri; Toxotidae
Gene: kif26aa
Product: kinesin family member 26Aa
Exons: 13
Coding region: 1-5022 (1673 amino acids)
Biological process (GO): microtubule-based movement
Molecular function (GO): microtubule motor activity; microtubule binding; ATP binding
Source: RefSeq, a predicted model, not a curated record
AUGGAUUGGAAGGAACUGGCAGCUCAGAAGCUCAGCCUGUCCCGCAGGAAGAAGUCCGAGCCCGGCCCCCCCUCCUCGCCUGCUGAGGCCCCAGGGCCCCUGCUGUACACCGGUGGCUUCAGUGGGGCCCUGCAGCUCUCUCCGCCCGCCAUCCCACCAUGCCUCCUUCGUGUUGGGUCAAAGGUCAAGGACACGCCGAGGAUGGGAAAGGUCAGGGUGAUGGUCCGGAUUUGCUCGGUCUACAGCAGCGAGUCCUCUGAGUCCGCGUCCUUCCUCAAGGUCGACGGCAGAAAGAAGCAGCUCAGUUUGUGCGAGACGCCGGCCGGAGGACGGUCCUCGGCUGGGGGACGGUCCUCGGCCACCGCGCCCAAGACCUUCACCUUCGAUGCCAUCUUCUCCCAGGAUUCCUCACAGGCCGAGGUGUGUUCGGGGACAGUGGCGGAGGUCAUCCAGUCGGUGGUGAACGGAGCGGACGGCUGCAUCUUUUGCUUCGGACAUGCGAACCUGGGUAAGACCUACACCAUGAUUGGUCGGGACUGCUCCACCCAGAGUCUGGGCGUGGCUCCGACGGCCAUCUCCUGGCUCUUUAAGGUGAUGGAGGAGCGGAGGGAAAAGGCUGGAGCUGGUUUCUCUGUCCGAGUGUCGGCUGUGGAGAUCUCCGGCCGGGAGGAGACGCUCACUGACCUCCUGGCAGAACCGUCCUGCUCCUCUGGGGGCCAGCGGGAGGCCCCGGGCCCCGUGGUGUCGCUGAGAGAAGACCCCGUCUGUGGAUCCCAGCUGCAGAACCAGACGGAGCUUCGGGUGAACAAUGCUGAGCGAGCUGCGUUUUUCCUGGACGCCGCCCUGGCAGCGAGGAGGAACACCCGGGCGCCGCACGACCAGGAGGCCCGAAGAAACUCGCACUUCCUGUUCACCCUGCACGUCUACAGGGAGAGGCUGGACAAGAGCAACAAGGCGGCAAUGUCCAGUCGGAGUCGUCUCCACCUCCUGGAUUUGGGGAGCUGUGAGACGGACAUCAGCAGGACCAGAGAGGGGGGCGGAGGUCAGUGUCUGUCCCUGUCUGCACUGGGAAAUGUCAUCCUCGCCCUCGCCAACGGGGCCAAGCACGUUCCCUACAGGGACAGCAAGCUCACCAUGUUGCUGAGCGAAUCCCUGGGCAACAUCAACUGUCGAACCACCAUGAUCGCCCACAUCUCCGACUCCCCGGCCAACUACAUGGAGACACUGACCACGGUGCAGCUGGCCUCCCGCAUCCACCGCAUGAGGAAGAAGUCGUCCAAGUAUGCGUCCAGCUCAUCUGGAGGGGAGAGUUCCUGCGAGGAGGGUCCGCACCACCGAUCCCAGCACCUUCGACCCUUCCACCCUCGGACCGUGGCCCUCGACCCGGACACACCCCUGCUGCUCUCCAGUGAUCCAGACUACUCCUCCAGCAGCGAACACUCCUGCGACACAGUCAUCUAUGUUGGGCCAGGAGGGACGGCCAUCUCAGACCGAGAACUGAGCGACAACGAGGGACCACCCUCCUUUGUUCCUAUCAUCCCCUCCCUGAACAAAAAGCGAGUCAAAGACACACCCCGGUCUGAUGGUGAUCACUUCAAGUGUAACACGUUUGCAGAGUUACAGGAGAGACUCGACUACAUCGAUGGCAGCGAGGGCCCGGCCACAUUUGGCACAGAAGGCAGAGCAGCACAAGCAGCACUUAGGCCUCAGACUGGAGCUACUAAACCUGCAGAGGUGACAUCUCCACCCAAAUCUGAUAAGAACUUCUCUCAAAGGUUCUUAGAAAGCACACCAACCACAAGCACAAAUAAACCCAAUCAGGAACAAUCCAAACUCUGUCCUGAUCUCAAGGACACUUCCAAGCAGACAAGUGCAGAUGGGGAGAAACCUUCAGCCACCCCCUUCCAGCCAACUGUGGUAAAACCUAGUUGGACUUGUUCUCAGGAUACAGAGCCUAUAGUGCGAGAGAAGGUCUACCUCAAAGGAGGUGUACCCAAGCCAUCUGCUUCACCAUCCUUACCUAGGACAUCCAGGGUAGCCUCUCAGCCUGGGGAGGUUGUUUAUAGGACUCCCCCAGUGGGUAUGAGUCAACAAGCACCGGAGCAAGGCCAACCACUGGGGUCACUUAGCAUGGAAAGAGCCCCUCAUACAAGCAGAUGCCCCAUGGAGGCAGAUAAUCUCCGGACAGCUCUGUUAGGAAGUGUCCUUGAGAGGGAUUUUCUGAGGACUACAAUUACACUGCAGCAACCUGUGGAGCUGAACGGGGAGGAUGAACUUGUGUUCACAGUUGUAGAGGAGCUUCCUCAUGGUCUUGUGCCAGACAACGGCCGCCCCUCCAACCUCCUGAGCUUCAACAGUGGCAGCUCUCUGCAGGCCUUAGCCUCUGGCUCUCGUCCUGUUAGCAUCAUCAGCAGUAUUAACGACGAGUAUGAUGCUUACACGUCUCAACAAAGAGCUGUGGGACCUGGGGCUGAUGUCGGCGCCAGCUGCCAGGAAAUGUUUUCCCAACAUGGCAACAAGCAGUCAUCUGUUGGCUCGAGGCCAAGUGAAAUAAGUGCUGAUUCAGCUGACGGUGACGGUGCUCACUCAACCAGCAGGCUUCAUCUGAGGGACAAAAAUAUGGCAGCAGAGAAUGCAUCCACACUGACCUCACCAAGUAUAUUUCAUAGACAGCAAUUUUUGCAGCAUGGCAUCAAGAGCUCCCUGAAUGACAGUGGAGUCGGUUUCUCAGAGCUGGACAGUGACCCCACCACUCCAAAUAAACCUUCUUUUACCAAGUGCCCUCCCUCCCCUGACUCAACCAAAGCCUCUCUCAAGUUGAGAGCCAGUACUCUGAACACCUCACUGUCAGCCCAGAUUCCCCAUCACGCCUCUCAUUCCAGUCUUCCCAGGAAAACAAAGCCUACCUCAUCUGCAGGUGUGGGCUGCAGCAGACAGGAAGGCAGACAUGAUGACUUUUUGCUUCAGAGAAGCAGUCACUUUGAUCCCAGAGAGGUCGAGUUUCUCUCUGAAGGUAAGCCAUCAAGAAGUGGCAUGAGCAGUGCUUCCUCUAAGAGGCCUGGUGGAAACAGUAACAGUGUACCUCGGCUACCAAAGGCACAAGCAUCAUCUUCGGCUCAGAGGGUAGUGGAUGGUUGUGAGAAGUCCAGGAGAACCGAUACUCUCAUCAAACUGCCUCGACUCACCCGAGGGGCAACAACUCUGGGAACUGUUUCUGUCUCCCAGAGUUCUGAAUCAAGGUGGGGCCAUGAGACCGCUUCAGUGACAGGUACCCUGAGGUUUGCUUCCUUGGGAAAAAAGACAAAUGGACAGAAAAGCAGCAUUAUUUCCAGGUCUGGAUCUGAAAACAUCUCUCCUCCUGCUCCACCAGUCAGACAGUCAAGCCAAGAACAAAAGACAAGGACUGUGCCGUUUCCAAGUGCCUUUAAAACAAGCAGUGACAUUGGAAAGUCCUCAUUCCCUAAAACAUCAACUUCAGUGGAAGAAUUCUACGUCAGGCUCCGGGCAGAUUCAUUCAGCCACAGGACAUCUAGUCUAAAAACUGAGCAUGGCUCUGCCAGGACAUCAUCAAGCCUGAAGACACAAGGGGCCAAAGCAGAUUCUUCGAGGUACUAUGGGAGUCUGAUGUCUCUGGAGAGAUGCGACAGUCAAACUUUCGCUGGAUCCAAGCAGGAAGUGUUCAAGGAUACCAGUGGUGCUACUUUAGGAGGUAACAGCAGAUCCAACAGAUCAGUGCCAAGACUCGGAGUCCCAGCCUCUACUUCCACAUCUGCUUCUUCCUCCCAAGCUUCUCCAGGUGUCUUUCUAACUGCAAGCAAACUCGGCCAGGUCCGCGGCAGCAGCAGCUCACGAACAGCAGUUUCUGGAGGAUCGAAGGCUCGAACACUGUCAUCUAGCAGUUCCAAGAGCCUGAGCUCCUCCCCAAAACCUCUUGAUAAUACAGCUGGACGCAAUGCCAGCCUACCUCUAACUGAUAAGUCCCCUGCUCGCACUGGGACAGGUGCCAAGACAGGAAGAGGCACUGUAAUGGGCACGAAGCAGGCCAUCAACAGGGCGGCUAACAGCAGGGUUAGUGAGUUAGCUUCUGGGAGCCCAAGGAAGAAGCUCAGCAGGGGGCCUGGACUGACUGGAAGCGAUGGCACUGACAGUGGGACUAGUAGUGUCAGCGGUUCACCAGUCAACACUCCUUUACCAUCACCUUACAGCAAGAUCACCGCACCUCGGAGGCCGCAGCGCUAUAGCAGUGGGCACGGUAGCGACAACAGCAGCAUCCUCAGUGGGGAGCUGCCCCCCGCCAUGGGCCGCACCGCCCUGUUUUACCACAGCGGGGGGAGCAGCGGCUAUGAGAGUAUGAUCCGAGACAGUGAAACCACCGGCAGCACUUCUUCAACCCAUGACUCCAUGAGUGAGAGUGGAGGGUCCUCGUCCAACCGGAGCAGAGUCUCCAAAUCGCCCAAGAAGAGGGGAAAUGGUUUCCUGCGGCGGCGUCUGAUCCCGGCUCCCCUGCCCGACUCCUGCUCUCUGGGCAGGAAGGUGGGGGGUCAGUGGGUGGACCUGCCCCCGCUGGGCGGCACCCUGAAGGAGCCCUUUGAGAUAAAGGUGUACGAGAUCGACGACGUGGAGCGGCUGCAGAGGAGGAAGGAGGCGGCGACAGGGUCAGAGCAGCCGUUCCAUGAUGUUGAAAAGGGUCUGCUCUACUUUAACGCCCGGCUGAAGAUGCUGGAGAAGCGGCAGCAGCAGAUCAGAGAGCUGAGGAGCAAACACGAGAGGCUGAAGGUGGAGCUGGAGGAGGCCAAGAGCCGGCUGAUGCUCCACCCGAAUAAAUGGAGCGGAGAGUUCGACGUGGACCAGGACCUGGACCGGGAGUCCCAGGAGUACCUGGAGGCUCUGUCUCAGGCCACGGCGGAGCUGGAGUACUGCGUCAACCUCUGCAAGUCCCGCGUCAUGAUGGAGACCUGCUUCGACAUCGCCGUGACAGCAGCUGCUGCCGCACAGGGAGGACAGCAGGAGGUGGAGGUGUGAGAGGACAGUCGGCCGUGGAUGAGUUACGAGAGCUGGACACUGCACCACUGCUGUCAGCCUGCCCUUGUGG